This is a messenger RNA of Cyphellophora attinorum, 1989 nucleotides long. RefSeq lists its product as uncharacterized. Gene Ontology annotation, cellular component: nucleus. Gene Ontology annotation, biological process: double-strand break repair. Bases 1 to 1989 code for a protein of 662 amino acids. NCBI's taxonomy places the organism in Eukaryota, Fungi, Ascomycota, Eurotiomycetes, Chaetothyriales, Cyphellophoraceae. The record is from RefSeq and is a predicted model, not a curated record. The transcript has 2 exons.
AUGCCCGCCUCAAAUCCCAGCAAAGCCGAUGCAGCAUGGCAUCCAUUGAUGCUCACGAACAAUGCCAGCGACGUACCACUCCUCUACUACAAUUUCAGCACCCAUCCCGCAUCCGAGAAAUGGCGCCUGACACUAUACAUAAGCGAUCUUACAGUACUGUAUUCCUGCAAGAUGCAUUACACAGGCAUCACCAUAGAAGCUCUUCGAUGUUCUGCUCAACUACCUCUCUCAGGCCUUCAGGGCCGAGAUAACGUGCUUGUUCGAUGCGAUGAUUGGCACGAUGGGAGUCGGGAUGCGAUGGAUGGCUGUCUGAAGCUGCGCACCACGACGGCACUUCCUUCGCCAUUGCCGGAGCUGAGCUUUACGUUUACGCUGAGGCCGCUCUCGGCGGGGGAGUUCUCGGAUGUGCUCAUGCGGCCAUUGCUACAAACACUGAAAGCAUUCAAGAAGAACGCCGAGCAUCUUACACAAGUGAUCAAGGACAAAGACCAGGUCAUCCAAAAGCUGAUGGACAGGGUGGCGAUGCAGGUCCAAGGAGAUUUCAGCGUAGUGUUUCCUGUGCUCAAUGGGAAGAGGGCUGGAGACAGGGGAGUGAAAGCGGCAGAGAAGUAUGUCAAGGGAGUGGCGGCUUUCAAGGAUGGUGGUGAAGGUGAGGAUGAGGAUGCAAAUGGGUUAGAUGGGCUGCUAAGUGAGGUUGAUGGUGUGGACGCUCGGAUCGACAGGACCUCGAAACCGGGGAAAGCAGGGGCGUGGGUUGAAAAGAUGCCUCGGGAGACAGGUCUGGAAGGAGAAGAACGCAUCCGCGUAUGCCCUCCGGGGCUGCCAAGUCCUCUACGCAGGGCCGGAGACACGGAACGUGCUGCCAAAACUUCUGCGCAACGCGAAACCAACGACACGGAAAGCGAAGACGAGUUCGAGCGUCAGCCAACUCCACCGAGUGCGAAGAAACUCACGUCUUCCGUCAAACAAACUUCUCCUGCGGCACAACAAGGCAGGCGCGAACGCCAGUCGAGCAGCGAUAGCGAGGCUGAACCUCCGUCCAAGAAGCGGAAGUCAACCCCAGAAGCGUCCGGAGCUAGGAAAGGUGCAAGACUCGGUGGGCUGGGAAAGAACAAAUGGAGAAUGCAAGCCGGCGCUCGCAAAAACAGCUCGUCACCGGAGCCGGAGCACCGGAGGGCGUCGAAUGCUUCGACAGCGACUGCUAGUGAGACAGAAGGGGAAGGCAACGGCUCGCCGCCACGGACUCGUGCCACUCGUCAGAAGUCUGCUGAGGCGAGCGACUUGCGGCAAGAGCCUGAUCAGUUACCGCCGAGAAAGCCCGCACGACUCGGUGGUCUUCCCAAGCGACAUCGCGAUCCGGGCUCACUCAAACAGAGCACUGCAAUCAACGACAAUGACUCCUCUUCAGACGACGACGCCGCCACAUCCAACGCCCCGGGUCGAAAAAAGCACAGCUCACCGGCCCCUUCAAAUCCAUCCAAACCCACCACACCGUCUCGACGACUAGGCCGCCUCCACCGAUCCACAGCUUCACCAUCCCCGCGCACUAAUGCCGAUAGAAACAUAGGCGGCGAACGUAGUGAGUCUGCGAGUUCAGAAGAGUCCACGCAGACGACUCCUUCUAAGCGGAAGCUUAGCAAGCUCGGUGCUCUUCGCAAUCGACGAGAUCCAGAACUCACAAAAGAGAGGGACAAAUCCGCAGAUGGAAGUGGAAGCGAGGACGAGCUUGAUCUCGACGCCUCACCAGCCCCUCAAAAGCACAACAGCUCCCAUGCAAAGGCGAGUACGGCCCACGAAGCCAGCGAUCAAGAACAGCCAACAGAGAACACUGGGCAGAAAGGGGACAAGCAGCACGACAAAAUCGACCAUAAGGCCCCUGGAAAGCAAGAAGAAGUCGAAACUCCCGAGCGAGCAGCGCAACGCAGGCGGGAGGAACUGAAGCGCCGAACUGCUGCUGCUGGCAGUGGUUCAAAGAAGAGGAGACUAUAG